Molecule: messenger RNA, 5751 nt
Organism: Lethenteron reissneri (Far Eastern brook lamprey)
Lineage: Eukaryota; Metazoa; Chordata; Hyperoartia; Petromyzontiformes; Petromyzontidae
Gene: APPBP2
Product: amyloid beta precursor protein binding protein 2
Biological process (GO): intracellular protein transport; proteasome-mediated ubiquitin-dependent protein catabolic process
Cellular component (GO): Cul2-RING ubiquitin ligase complex
Molecular function (GO): ubiquitin-like ligase-substrate adaptor activity; protein binding
Source: RefSeq, a predicted model, not a curated record
CGGAGGAGAUGCACGUCAAGGCCAUCCAGAUCAAGGAGCAGCUGCUGGGCGAUGAGGACUACGAGGUCGCUCUGUCCGUGGGUCACCUGGCCUCGCUCUACAACUACGACAUGCACCUCUACGACGACGCAGAGCGCCUCUACCUGAGGUCCAUCGCUAUCGGCAAGAAGCUCUUUGGCGAAGGCUACAGCGGCCUGGAGUACGACUACCGCGGCCUCAUCAAGCUCUACAACUCGGUGGGCGACGUCGCCAAAGUGUUCCACUUCCACGAGGUGCUGGCCAACUGGAACCAGCUCAGGGACCGGCAGUUCGAGGUGAACGACGCGCUGGAUGAAGUCUCGCGCGCCGCUCGCUCCACCGAGGAGGUCGUGGGAGCUUUCCUCGCCGGCGGUGGCGGUGGCGGUGGCGGUGGUGCCGGUGGUGGCGGUGGUGCCGGUGGUGCCGGUGGUGGUGGUGGGAUAGCGGCGGUUUUGCCGCCGUUACCGUUACCGCAGCAGCAGCAGCAGGAGGAUGACCAUCAGGAGGAGCCGUUCUGAACCGGAUCAGACCGGACCACACAGCCGGAACGGACUGGAUCAGACCGGACCGCAGAACCGGAACGGACUGGAUCAGACCGGACCGCAGAACCGGAACGGACUGGAUCAGACCGGACCGCAGAACCGGAUCGGACUGGAUCAGACCGGGCCGCAGAACCGGAACGGACUGGAUCAGACCGGACCGCACAACCGGAUCGGACUGGAUUGGAUGGACCGCCCCUCUCUGGCUGAAUGCCAGUCGCUCCGUUAGUUCACCCACUCACUCAGCCAGCCAGAUAGUCACUCAGCCAGCCAUAUCACAUGCCAGCCAGAUAGUCACUCAGCCAGUCACUCAGCCAGCCAUAUCACAUGCCAGCCAGAUAGUCACUCAGCCAGUCACUCAGUCAGCCAUAUCACAUGCCAGCCAGAUAGUCACUCAGCCAGCCAGAUAGUCACUCAGCCAGCCAGAUAGUCACUCAGCCAGCCAUAUCACAUGCCAGCCAGAUAGUCACUCAGCCAGUCACUCAGCCAGCCAUAUCACAUGCCAGCCAGAUAGUCACUCAGCCAGUCACUCAGCCAGCCAUAUCACAUGCCAGCCAGAUAGUCACUCAGCCAGUCACUCAGUCAGCCAUAUCACAUGCCAGCCAGAUAGUCACUCAGCCAGUCACUCAGCCAGCCAUAUCACAUGCCAGCCAGAUAGUCACUCAGUCAGUCACUCAGCCAGCCAUAUCACAUGCCAGCCAUAUAGUCACUCAGCCAGUCACUCAGUCAGCCAUAUCACAUGCCAGCCAGAUAGUCACUCAGCCAGCCAGAUAGUCACUCAGCCAGCCAUAUCACAUGCCAGCCAGAUAGUCACUCAGCCAGCCAGAUAGUCACUCAGCCAGCCAGAUAGUCACUCAGCCAGUCACUCAGCCAGCCAUAUCACAUGCCAGCCAGAUAGUCACUCAGCCAGUCACUCAGCCAGCCAUAUCACAUGCCAGCCAGAUAGUCACUCAGCCAGCCAGAUAGUCACUCAGCCAGCCAGAUAGUCACUCAGCCAGCCAUAUCACAUGCCAGCCAGAUAGUCACUCAGCCAGUCACUCAGCCAGCCAUAUCACAUGCCAGCCAGAUAGUCACUCAGCCAGCCAGAUAGUCACUCAGCCAGCCAGAUAGUCACUCAGCCAGUCACUCAGCCAGCCAUAUCACAUGCCAGCCAGAUAGUCACUCAGCCAGCCAGAUAGUCACUCAGCCAGCCAGAUAGUCACUCAGCCAGCCAUAUCACAUGCCAGCCAGAUAGUCACUCAGCCAGUCACUCAGCCAGCCAUAUCACAUGCCAGCCAGAUAGUCACUCACUCAGUCACUUAGCCAUAUCACAUGCCAGCCAGAUAGUCACUCAGUCAGUCACUCAGCCAGCCAUAUCACAUGCCAGCCAGAUAGUCACUCAGCCAGUCACUCAGUCAGCCAUAUCACAUGCCAGCCAGAUAGUCACUCAGUCAGUCACUCAGCCAGCCAUAUCACAUGCCAGCCAGAUAGUCACUCAGCCAGUCACUCAGUCAGCCAUAUCACAUGCCAGUCAGAUAGUCACUCAGUCAGUCACUCAGCCAGCCAUAUCACAUGCCAGCCAGAUAGUCACUCAGUCAGUCACUCAGCCAGCCAUAUCACAUGCCAGCCAUAUAGUCACUCAGCCAGUCACUCAGUCAGCCAUAUCACAUGCCAGCCAGAUAGUCACUCAGCCAGUCACUCAGUCAGCCAUAUCACAUGCCAGCCAUAUAGUCACUCAGCCAGUCACUCAGUCAGCCAUAUCACAUGCCAGCCAGAUAGUCACUCAGCCAGUCACUCAGUCAGCCAUAUCACAUGCCAGCCAGAUAGUCACUCAGUCAGUCACUUAGUCAGCCAGCCAUAUCACAUGCCAGCCAGAUAGUCACUCAGCCAGCCAUAUCACAUGCCAGCCAGAUAGUCACUCAGCCAGUCACUCAGCCAGCCAGAUAGACACUCAGCCAGCCAUAUCACAUGCCAGCCAGAUAGUCACUCAGAUAGUCACUCAGCCAGCCAGAUAGACACUCAGCCAGCCAUAUCACAUGCCAGCCAGAUAGUCACUCAGAUAGUCACUCAGCCAGCCAUAUCACAUGCCAGCCAGAUAGUCACUCAGCCAGUCACUUAGCCAUAUCACAUGCCAGCCAGAUAGUCACUCAGUCAGUCACUCAGCCAGCCAUAUCACAUGCCAGCCAGAUAGUCACUCAGACACUCAGCCAGCCAUAUCACAUGCCAGCCAGAUAGUCACUCAGAUAGUCACUCAGCCAGCCAUAUCACAUGCCAGCCAGAUAGUCACUCAGCCAGUCACUCAGUCAGCCAUAUCACAUGCCAGUCAGAUAGUCACUCAGUCAGUCACUCAGCCAGCCAUAUCACAUGCCAGCCAGAUAGUCACUCAGUCAGUCACUCAGCCAGCCAUAUCACAUGCCAGCCAGAUAGUCACUCAGCCAGUCACUCAGUCAGCCAUAUCACAUGCCAGCCAGAUAGUCACUCAGCCAGUCACUCAGUCAGCCAUAUCACAUGCCAGCCAGAUAGUCACUCAGUCAGUCACUCAGUCAGCCAUAUCACAUGCCAGCCAGAUAGUCACUCAGCCAGCCAGAUAGUCACUCAGCCAGCCAGAUAGUCACUCAGCCAGCCAUAUCACAUGCCAGCCAGAUAGUCACUCAGCCAGUCACUCAGCCAGCCAUAUCACAUGUCAGCCAGAUAGUCACUCAGCCAGUCACUUAGUCAGCCAUAUCACAUGCCAGCCAGAUAGUCACUCAGUCAGUCACUCAGCCAGCCAUAUCACAUGUCAGCCAGAUAGUCACUCAGCCAGUCACUCAGUCAGCCAUAUCACAUGCCAGCCAGAUAGUCACUCAGCCAGUCACUUAGUCAGCCAUAUCACAUGCCAGCCAGAUAGUCACUCAGCCAGUCACUCAGCCAUAUCACAUGCCAGCCAGAUAGUCACUCAGCCAGUCACUCAGCCAGCCAUAUCACAUGCCAGCCAGAUAGUCACUCACUCAGUCACUUAGCCAUAUCACAUGCCAGCCAGAUAGUCACUCAGUCAGUCACUCAGCCAGCCAUAUCACAUGCCAGCCAGAUAGUCACUCAGCCAGUCACUCAGUCAGCCAUAUCACAUGCCAGCCAGAUAGUCACUCAGUCAGUCACUCAGCCAGCCAUAUCACAUGCCAGCCAGAUAGUCACUCAGCCAGUCACUCAGUCAGCCAUAUCACAUGCCAGUCAGAUAGUCACUCAGUCAGUCACUCAGCCAGCCAUAUCACAUGCCAGCCAGAUAGUCACUCAGUCAGUCACUCAGCCAGCCAUAUCACAUGCCAGCCAUAUAGUCACUCAGCCAGUCACUCAGUCAGCCAUAUCACAUGCCAGCCAGAUAGUCACUCAGCCAGUCACUCAGUCAGCCAUAUCACAUGCCAGCCAUAUAGUCACUCAGCCAGUCACUCAGUCAGCCAUAUCACAUGCCAGCCAGAUAGUCACUCAGCCAGUCACUCAGUCAGCCAUAUCACAUGCCAGCCAGAUAGUCACUCAGUCAGUCACUUAGUCAGCCAGCCAUAUCACAUGCCAGCCAGAUAGUCACUCAGCCAGCCAUAUCACAUGCCAGCCAGAUAGUCACUCAGCCAGUCACUCAGCCAGCCAGAUAGACACUCAGCCAGCCAUAUCACAUGCCAGCCAGAUAGUCACUCAGAUAGUCACUCAGCCAGCCAGAUAGACACUCAGCCAGCCAUAUCACAUGCCAGCCAGAUAGUCACUCAGAUAGUCACUCAGCCAGCCAUAUCACAUGCCAGCCAGAUAGUCACUCAGCCAGUCACUUAGCCAUAUCACAUGCCAGCCAGAUAGUCACUCAGUCAGUCACUCAGCCAGCCAUAUCACAUGCCAGCCAGAUAGUCACUCAGACACUCAGCCAGCCAUAUCACAUGCCAGCCAGAUAGUCACUCAGAUAGUCACUCAGCCAGCCAUAUCACAUGCCAGCCAGAUAGUCACUCAGCCAGUCACUCAGUCAGCCAUAUCACAUGCCAGUCAGAUAGUCACUCAGUCAGUCACUCAGCCAGCCAUAUCACAUGCCAGCCAGAUAGUCACUCAGUCAGUCACUCAGCCAGCCAUAUCACAUGCCAGCCAUAUAGUCACUCAGCCAGUCACUCAGUCAGCCAUAUCACAUGCCAGCCAUAUAGUCACUCAGCCAGUCACUCAGUCAGCCAUAUCACAUGCCAGCCAGAUAGUCACUCAGCCAGUCACUCAGUCAGCCAUAUCACAUGCCAGCCAUAUAGUCACUCAGCCAGAUAGUCACUCAGCCAUAUCACAUGCCAGCCAGAUAGUCACUCAGCCACUCACUCAGUCAGUGAGAUAGCUCCCCAGCCAGAUAGCCAUCUAGCCAGCCCAGCCCAGCCCAGGCAGCCAGCCCAGCCCAGCCAGCCCAGCCCAGGCAACCCAGCCCAGCCCAGCCAGCCCAGCCCAGCCCAACAGCUACUUACCCCCCACACCCGCGCUGUGGGGGGUGUGACGCUGUGGUGUGACACUGGGUGUGUGACGCUGUGGGUGGGAUGCUGUGGGUGUGACACUGGGUGUGUGACGCUGUGGGUGGGAUGCUGUGGGUGUGACACUGGGUGUGUGACGCUGUGAGUGGGACACUGGGGUGUGUGACGCUGUGGGUGGGAUGCUGUGGGUGUGACACUGGGUGUGUGACGCUGUGGGUGGGAUGCUGUGAGUGGGACACUGGGUGUGUGACGCUGUGGGUGUGACGCUGUGGGUGUGUGACGCUGUGGGUGUGACGCUGUGGGUGUGACACUGGUGUGACACUGGGGUGUGACGCUGUGGUGUGACACUGGGUGUGUGACGCUCUGGGUGGGACGCUGUGGGUGUGUGACGCUGUGGGUGGGAUGGAGGAGGUGGUGGAGGUGGUGGAGGUGGUGGAGGUGGUGGAGGUGGUGGAGGUGGUGGAGGAGGUGGAGGUGGUGGAGGAGGUGCAGGAGGUUGGGGGUUGAUUAAAGGCGACCGUUUAUUGGUUUUUGGCUUUUUGGGAAGUGAGCAAAGUGGAGACGUUUAGCCCCAACAACCGGCACCACCACCACCACCGCCACCACCAACACUGCCACCACCACCACCGCCACCACCGCCACCACCGCCAACAACCACCGCCACCACCAACACUGCCACCACCACCACCGCCAACAACAACCACCACCACCAACACCACCGCGACGUGUUCUCUGGGCGGCACGGGGCUCAGUCCACUCGG